Molecule: messenger RNA, 1603 nt
Organism: Microcebus murinus (gray mouse lemur)
Lineage: Eukaryota; Metazoa; Chordata; Mammalia; Primates; Cheirogaleidae
Source: RefSeq, a predicted model, not a curated record
CUCAGAGCGCUGGACCUGAGCAGUGGACACACAAGCCCUGACAGCUCCAAGUCGCCAUGGACGCUGAAGCCCAUUCUCAGAGACAACCUUUCCCAGCUUAACGACAGGUCGUCUCUCCCCACUCUGAGAUUCUGCGCAUCUUUCUACCACUCAUGUAAUGGCUGAUCCACCACAUUUGGCACUAUUUGGAGGUCAUUUCUCUUCCCUGGGGAGCGAAGGGGGAAGGAAAAGAACAUUUAGCCAGAAGCCAUGGUGCUGACCAGCCUCUGUCUCCAUCUGGUGUUUGCCGAAUGAAUCAACAAAUAAACAGAUGAAAGACCAGUGUUGCCAGAGCCGGAUGCCUGCUUGCAGACACCUGGCCCGGCAUUGGGCCAGCGGUCUCUGUGCAUUGCCUCAUUCUGUCCUCCCAGCAGCCCCAGGAUUUCCUUGUGAAACUGACACUCAAAGAGGCCUGGCACUCCUGCUGCCCCCGACCACACUGGCAGCCCUGGCAGACAGCUGGCUCCAGGAGGACUGCCCAGGCCUCAACUAUGCAUCCUGGGUCGCAGGGGCAGCCCCCUCGCAGGCUGCGCUGUGGGCCAAAUCCCCCGGGGUACUGGCAGGGCGGCCUUUCUUCGAUGCCAUCUUCGCCAAACUCAACUGCCAGGUCUCCUGGUUCUUCCCAGAGGGAUCAAAGCUGGUGCCGGUGGCCAAGGUGGCUGAGGUCCGGGGCCCUGCCCACUCCGUGCUGCUGGGGGAACGGGUGGCCCUUAACAUGCUGGCCCGCUGCAGUGGUGUGGCCAGCGCUGCUGCAGCUGCUGUAGAGGCCGCCAGGGGGACCGGCUGGACCGGGCAUGUGGCUGGCACGAGGAAGACCACACCAGGCUUCCGGCUGGUGGAGAAGUACGGGCUCCUCGUGGGUGGGGCUGCCACGCACCGCUAUGACCUGGGAGGGCUGGUGAUGGUGAAGGACAACCACAUCGUGGCAGCCGGUGGUGUGGAGAAGGCCCAGCUCCCUGCUCCCCAGGGCCAGGUGCCAUCUGGUCCUCACCGCCACCCUCCCGCUGCCUGGCAGGCGGUGCUGGGCGCCCGGCAGGCGGCUGACUUCACGCUGAAGGUCGAGGUGGAGUGCAGCAGCCUGUGGGACGCGCUGCAGGCGGCCGCGGCGGGAGCCGACCUCAUCCUGCUGGACAACCUCAAACCAGAGGAGCUGCACACCACGGCCGCCGCGCUGAAGGCCCGGUUCCCGAGUGUGGCCGUGGAAGCCAGCGGAGGCAUCACGCUGGGCAACCUCCCUGAGUUCUGUGGGCCCCACAUCGAUGUCAUCUCUAUGGGGAUGCUGACCCAGGCCGCCCCAGCCCUCGAUUUCUCCCUCAAGCUGUUUGCUGAUGUCCCCCAUCCUCCCCCGUCCUAGGGCUGAAGGGGAUGACACUGGCAGUGGGUUAACGUGGCUUGCUGGCACCCUCGAGGUCACUGGCCAGGAGGGCACACUUGGCAUUACCCUGAGCUCAACUCCAGCUCUGCCACCUAGAGCUUGUGUGACCUGGCAGGAGCAAAUUUCACCUCUGCUCACCUCAGUUUCCUAACCUGCAAAAUGGGACUAAUAAAAGAUUAACCUCAUGGG